GCGGAAGUGGCGCCGGAGAGGGCGGAAGUGAAGGGCGGCCGACCGAAGUCGCCUCACGAUGGGCGAGAAGAAAACGUCGGCCCGGCUCCCCGAGGGGGGUCCCCGGCGGGUCCUGGACGCGCCGGCGCGGCAGCGGCGCCUGCACCGGCAGCUGGAGGCGCUGGAGAACGACAACUUCGGAGACGACCCCCAGGCGGGGCUGCCCCGGCCCGGGAAACGGCUCCCGAACUUCAGCGACGGCGCCGAGCCCGGGAAGAAGAAGAAGAAAACUCGGGGCGAUCACUUCAAGCUGCGCUUCCGCAAGAACUUCCAGGCCCUGCUGGAGGAGCAGAACCUGAGCGCGGCCGAGGGCCCCAAUUACGUCUCGGCCGGGGCCGCCCCGUCCCGGCUGCCCCAGCGCCAUUUCUGCGCCGUCUGCGGCUUCCCCUCGGGCUACACCUGCGUCACCUGCGGGGCCAGGUACUGCUGCACGCGCUGCCUGGGCACCCACCAGGACACCCGGUGCCUGAAGUGGACGGUGUGACCCCGCCCCCAACAUGGCUGCCACGUCCACGCCCACAAACAUGGCUGCUGUGACUCCGCCCCCCAAAAUGGCCACCGCGAACGCGUCUUGUUUGGUCCCGCUCCUAAUAUGGCUGCCGUGGCUCCACCCCCAAGAUGGCCACCUUGGCCCAGGUCAAAUAUGGUCGUCUCGGCCCCGCCCCCAACAUGGCUGCACCCCCGUCCUGAGCCCCACCCCCAAGAUGGCAGCCAUGACCUCGCCCUCAAGAUGGCUGCCGCGGCCACAGCCCCAAAAUGGCUGCCGCGGCCGCACCACCAAGAUGGCCGCCUUGACUCCACCCCAAGAUGGCCGCCAUGGCCACACCCGCCCAAGAUGGCCUCCAUAGUCAUGCCCCAAGAUGGCCGCCUUGUCCCCACCCACCCCAAGAUGGCCACCAUGGCCCCGCCCACAAGAUGGCGGCCAAGCCCCCUUUGACCCCAAAUCCGAAUUUUUUUCCCGCCAAAAUCUUUGGGAUCGAUUUUAUUGGGGGAGGAGCUACCGGGGGGGCGGGGCUAAGGGAAGGGGGCGGGUCCUCGGGAAUUGGGGGGAAAAUUCUGGGCGGAGCCGCGCCGCCAUUGGCCGGCGCCGCGGGGUCCAAGAUGGCCGCCCUGGGCUCUGAUUGGACGAACGUCCCGUGCGGGCUCCGCCCUUUCGUGAGAGCCGGGAUCCUAUUGGCUGCUGGGGGCCACGCCCUGGGAUCGAGCCACGCCCUUUUUAGGGGUAGCCCCGCCCGCAACGAUGAACCGCGCCCCGUUGCGUGUAAGCCACACCCCCUGUAGGGACAAGCCCCGCCCACCAAUCCAAGCCGCGCCCCUUUGGGGCCCAGCCCCGCCCCUCUUGAGCACACCACACCCCCAAGAUUAACCCCGCCCCCUCUGGUCCAGGCCCCGCCCCCACAACCCGUCCGGGUGCCCAGGCUCCGCCUCCCGUGACGUCACCAGGGCGUGGUCCCUCCGCGGCCAAUCGGCGUUUGCUCCGCCCCUCGCGGGCGGGGCGCGGCCGCCUGCAGCUGUGGGGAUAAUGAGACGCAAAUGAGAUGCAAAUGAGAUGCUGAGGGGACAAGUGAAUGAAAAGGGGUGGGCGUGGCUGGGCGAGGGGCGUGGUCAGUGUGGGUCUUUCCUGGGGGUGGGGCUCACUGGAAGGGCGUGUCCCAUCUGGGGGUGGGGCUUGUCCCAUCUGUGUGGGCGUGUCCCAGGUGGCCACACCCACCUGGAGGGUGUGGCUCGAUGGGGGCGUGGUUUAUAACCUUUCUCACUGGAUGGGCGGGGCUCAAUGUGGGCGGGGUUUCUUUAAUUUCUCACCUGGUGGGUGGGGCUAAACGUGGGCGUGGUUAAAUAAAUUUCCCACCUGGUGGGUGGGGUUUAACCCGGUGGGCGUGGCCUGAUCCACUUAUGGGCGUGGUUUAUUAAAUUUCUCAUCCUGUGGGUGGGGUUUAACCCGG
This is a messenger RNA of Vidua chalybeata, 1982 nucleotides long. It is a transcript of the gene ZNHIT1, whose product is annotated as zinc finger HIT-type containing 1. Gene Ontology annotation, biological process: chromatin remodeling. Gene Ontology annotation, cellular component: Swr1 complex. Lineage: Eukaryota; Metazoa; Chordata; Aves; Passeriformes; Viduidae. The transcript has 5 exons. The coding region runs from base 59 to 523 and encodes 154 amino acids. The record is from RefSeq and is a predicted model, not a curated record. Gene Ontology annotation, molecular function: nucleosome binding.